This is a messenger RNA of Trachemys scripta elegans, 2573 nucleotides long. Its product is annotated as zinc finger protein 239-like. The coding region runs from base 888 to 1970 and encodes 360 amino acids. NCBI's taxonomy places the organism in Eukaryota, Metazoa, Chordata, Testudines, Emydidae. Gene Ontology annotation, cellular component: nucleus. The record is from RefSeq and is a predicted model, not a curated record. The transcript is spliced from 5 exons.
GCUCAGCCUAGGGGCUCUUUUAUGAACAGGCUCAUUGUUGCGGUUGGGGGGGGUGAACAUUCCCCCAUUUCUGAACAAGGAAACAGAUCCCCCUCAGACACAGCUGGGAAAGCAGCAAAAUGCUGGAGCCUGAACCCCCUGGGCUGAGACUGCAGUGAAACACAAAUGGGAGGUGCUGGGAUUCCUGUCCCGGUUCCCUGCACUGAGCUUUGCCUCCCACAUCAGCCUGUGCCUAGUAGGUGGGUAGGAAAUGAGAAGACCCUGCCCUCCUCCAUCUGCUGGGAGGACAAGGAGCUCUCCUCUUCUCUCUGUUCCCUGCAGCCUUCUGGCCACUGUGAGCAGGGUGGGGGUGGGAUUCUGCUCCUCUGGCCCUCCCAGAGCUGUCCUGGUGUUGUGCUUCUUCCCCCAUGAAUAGUGGGGCUGUGGCUGGGGCACCAGGCUCUGAGUGGGGGGCACCUGUUGUUUCAGAUGCCAGUGAGCUUCGAGGAGGUGGCUGUGUAUUUCACCGCGGGGCAGGGGGCUCUGCUGGACCCCGCUCAGAGAGCCCUCUACAGGGACGUCAUGCAGGAGAACUAUGAGACUGUGACCUCACUGGUUCUCAGACUUCAUUGACCAUGACCCCUUCUGACAACAAACGACUACACGGCCCCGGGAGGGGGAACUAAAGCCUGAGACUGAAUCCGACCUUCAGCCCAGGCUGAACAGACCAGUAAGCACAAGGUACACCACAGAACAUGGAAGUCAUGAUUUAGGCCAGAGGACUCCCCUUUCCCAAACCUGCCCUGAUCGCCUGGCUGGAAACAGGGGAAGAGCCGUGGGUCCCGGAUCUCCAGGACUCCGAGGAAAGGAAGAUCCCAAGAGGCACCCGCAGAGCAGGUGAUGAGACAAUGAAUGAGAACGAGGAGGGGAAUCCACAGCAGGAAGGUCCUGACCAAGUGGAACUGCAGGGGAGGUUUUUGAGAAGAGCUCAAGGGAAUUUUUCCCAGUACUGGGAACAGAGAAAAGCCUGGAAUCAUCGGCACAGGUCAGAGAGGAAGUUGGGAAACCGCCAAAGGAAGAAAGUGAAGGAAGUAAUUGAAUGUGGGGGAGGAGGCAAGGAUCCCCAGGAAACCACAGACCAGCAGACAAAUCCCAAGGAAAAGAAACCAUAUAAAUGCUUGGAAUGUGGGAAGAGCUUCAGUCGGCGCUCAGAUCUUAUUAAACAUGGUAGAAUCCAUUCCGGAGAGAGACCCUAUAAAUGCUUGGACUGUGGGAAAAGCUUCAAUCAGAGUUCAAAUCUUACUACCCAUCGGAGAGUGCACAUAGGAGAGAGACCCUAUAAAUGUUUCGAGUGUGGGAAAAGUUUCGGUGUACUAUCAACCCUUAUUAUACAUCAGAGAACUCACACAGGAGAGAAACCUUAUGAAUGUUUGGACUGUGGGAAAAGCUUCUAUCGGAGCUCAAAUCUUACUGCCCAUCAGAGAGUGCAUACAGGAGAGGGACCACAUAAAUGUCUUGAGUGUGGGAAAAGCUUCAGUGCACCAUCAGUUCUCCUUAUACACCAGAGAACCCACACGGGAGAGAAACCUUAUAAAUGCUUGGAGUGUGGGAAAAGCUUCAGUCAGAGCUCAGGCCUUAUUAGCCAUGAGAGAAUCCAUACAGGGGAGAGACCGUAUAAAUGCUUGGACUGUGGGAAAAGCUUCAGUCGCCGCUCAGACCUUAGUAACCAUGGGAGAAUCCACACAGGAGAGAGACCAUAUAAAUGCUUGGACUGUGGGAAAAGCUUCAGUCGCCGCUCAGACCUUAGUAACCAUGGGAGAAUCCACACAGGAGAGAAACCCUAUAAAUGUUUGAUCUGUGGGAAAAGCUUCAAUCGGAGCUCAAAUCUUCAUACCCAUUGGAGAGUGCAUACAGGAGAGAGUGGGAAAAGUUUCAGUGAGAGCUCAAAGCAUCAGGAGAGCAUUCAUGUAAGUGCCUCAGCUGUGGGGUAAGUUUCAUUCGAAGAUCAAACCUUGCUUCAUAUCAGACAAUUCACAUGAGAGAAACCCUAUAAGUGCUUGGAUGAUAGAAAAAGCUUCAAUAACUGCAGGAAAAAAGUCAGUCUGAGCUCACACAUUAUUCCACAUGUGAUAACUCACAGAAUAAAGACCUUGAAUGUGGCAGAAGCUUCAUUUGGUGCUCGCAUCAGAGACUUCUCCACAUAGGAGAGAAAUUCUCUCACUGCCCUGACUGGGGCUGGCCAUAGUAAAAAUUCCAUUUCCUAAUUCCCACCCGCAGCAGGGGCAUUUGGCUCCCAGGUAUCCACUGGGGGCAGGUUCCAGCAGCAGCUGACCCUGAGCUGGUCAGGAACCCUCUGGCUUUGCCUGGUCUCAGCAAACCUAAGGCAGAGGAGGAGAAGUCCCAGUCAGCCCUUCCUCCCUGCUGCAGCCCUGGUGCUGAACUGAUGGGCCUUCCUGUCUCCUGCUAACCUGCUGGGAGGAGGGACAGAGAAACUCCUCCAUAGAAUCUCAGGGUUGGAAGGGACCUCAGGAGGUAUCUAGUCCAACCCCCUGCUCAAAGCAGGACCAAUUCCCAACUAAAUCAUCCCAGCCAGG